This is a messenger RNA of Miscanthus lutarioriparius, 1818 nucleotides long. NCBI's taxonomy places the organism in Eukaryota, Viridiplantae, Streptophyta, Magnoliopsida, Poales, Poaceae. The record is from the annotation of a GenBank genome assembly.
AUGCCGGCGCGUGUGGCGGCGGAGAUCGCUGCGCUCCCGGAGCCGCGCGGGCCCAUGCGCCGCCUCUGCGGCGACCUCGCGCGCCGCAUCCGCCUCCUCGCGCCCCUACUCCAGCACCUCCAAGACCGGGACCGGGACCGGGACGACGCCUUGCCUCUCGCAGACGCGCUGGGUGCCGCGCGCGACCUCCUCCGCGCAGUUCACGACGGCAGCAAGAUCUACCAGGCCAUGCAAGGGGAUGCCGUGCUCCAACGCUUUGCAACUGUCAACAGGCACAUUCACCUGGCCUUGGAUGCCUUGCCCUACCAAACCUUCGACAUGCCUGAAGAAGUGCUGGAGCAGGUCGAUCUUGUGCAUUCUCAGUUCAAAAGGGCUGCAACCACAGCUGCUCCACCAGACGCACAGCUGUCCAAGGAUAUAUGCUCUGCUCUUGCUGACAAGGCCUUUGACCCUCGGGUCUUGACGAGGAUCUCAGAUAAGCUGCAACUGCACACCAUGGCCGAUAUCAAGAAAGAAUCCCUCGCCCAGCAUGAGAUGGUCAUCUCUAGUGGCGGCGAACCUGAUGGCUGUGUCGAGGAGAUGUCUUCCUUGCUCAAGAAGCUUAAAGACUGCGUCGUCACUGAAGCUCCCACCACAGAGACGCCCAGCACCAGGUCUGCCUCCAUAAAGCAUACAUCUCCUAUCAUCCCUGAUGAGUUCAGAUGCCCAAUAUCCCUUGAGCUCAUGCAAGACCCUGUCAUCGUUUCCAGCGGGCAGACUUAUGAGCGAUCUUGCAUCCAGAAAUGGCUUGAUUCUGGACACAAGACAUGCCCUAAGACGCAGCAGCUCCUCUCCCAUACAUCGCUGACACCAAACUUUGUCCUAAAAAGCCUAAUAGCACAGUGGUGUGAAGCCAAUGGCAUUGAGCUUCCAAAGAACAAGGCAAACUCCCGAGAUAAGAAAGCAGCAAAAAGCUCUGACUACGACCAUGCUGGUUUAGUCUCCCUAAUGAACAGGCUGAGGAGUGGCAGCCAAGAUGAGCAACGUGCAGCUGCUGGUGAGAUCCGUUUGCUUGCAAAGAGAAAUGUCAACAACCGGAUAUGCAUUGCUGAAGCAGGAGCAAUCCCCUUGCUAGUCAAUCUACUUUCCUCUUCAGAUCCAAGAACGCAGGAACAUUCUGUCACAGCGCUCCUUAACCUCUCUAUCCAUGAGAACAACAAGGCAAGCAUUGUAAGCUCUCAUGCUAUCCCUAAGAUUGUGGAAGUGCUCAAAACUGGGAGCAUGGAAGCUAGAGAGAACGCAGCAGCCACAUUAUUUAGCUUGUCAGUUGUAGAUGAAAACAAGGUUACAAUUGGUGGCGCUGGCGCAAUACCUCCACUCAUUAAUCUUCUGUGCGAUGGGAGCCCAAGAGGGAAGAAAGAUGCUGCGACGGCAAUUUUUAAUCUGUGCAUAUACCAGGGAAAUAAGAUACGAGCAGUGAAAGCUGGAAUCGUUAUCCAUCUGAUGAACUUCUUGGUGGAUCCUACUGGGGGAAUGAUUGAUGAGGCACUCACACUUCUGGCUAUUCUUGCUGGUAACCCUGAAGCCAAGGCUGUAAUUGCGCAAUCAGAUCCCAUCCCGCCACUUGUGGAGGUGAUUAAAACUGGGUCUCCUCGCAACAGAGAGAAUGCUGCAGCUGUUCUGUGGUCACUUUGUUGCACUGAUGUUGAGCAAACAAGGGCUGCAAAGGCUGCUGGAGCUGAGGAUGCACUCAAGGAACUGUCAGAUUCUGGCACAGAACGUGCAAAGAGAAAAGCUUCUAGCAUUCUGGAACUCAUGCGGCAAGCUGAAGAAGCAUGA